Messenger RNA from Pygocentrus nattereri (red-bellied piranha), 4669 nucleotides. RefSeq names its product neuroblast differentiation-associated protein AHNAK. Gene Ontology annotation, biological process: regulation of RNA splicing. The coding region runs from base 144 to 4073 and encodes 1309 amino acids. NCBI's taxonomy places the organism in Eukaryota, Metazoa, Chordata, Actinopteri, Characiformes, Serrasalmidae. The record is from RefSeq and is a predicted model, not a curated record. The transcript is spliced from 5 exons. Gene Ontology annotation, cellular component: cytoplasm; nucleus.
AGUGAGCAAAGGCAUCAGAUUUAGUCCGAGUUCAGAGGAGUCAACAUCUGCACCUGCAUCUCAGCGUUGGACCCCUCAGCAUCUUCAGAUUUCUUAAGGACCUCUCUUUUGCGAUAUGCUGCAGUAAACAGAAAUAAAAGACAAUGAAUGGGGAAAUCGAGAGUUCAGUCUCCUCGGACAAUAAAGUCUUGGAGAUCACAAGGAAAGGACCCAUGUUGGAUGCCGGAAUUAAAGGCACUGGAAUCAGUGUAAAAGGGGAUGAAGAUCAGAUUGUUGCUGCCACGAUUCACUUAGACCACCUUGGCAAAGAAGAUGUGCUGAAAUUACUCGAGAUCAUUAAGCCUUAUGAUGAUAACCUCGAAAUUAAGACCAAAGGAGGACUAAACACCAAAAUGAAACUUGGUGAUCUUCUCUUGAAGGGUGAAGCCCCAAGGCUUGCAGAUCCAAACCUUCAAGUUCCAUCAGUUGAAGUCUGUGGGCUGAAUGGAAAGUUAAACUCCCCGAAAAUCAAGGAUGACCUCACAGCUCCAUCAGUCAAUGGAGAAAUCCCACAGAUCAAGGUGAAGGGCUCUAUACCCAACGCAACUGUGGGGGAGGGUGGCAAGUUCAGAAUGCCAACUGUUGGCAUGUCUGGGCCUAAACUUCAAGGUGCAAAUCUAGAUGGCACCAUCACAUCCCCCAAUGUCAGUGUCUCUUCUCCAACACUGAACUCUCCAGAUGUCUCAGCAGAGGUUAAGAAGCCAGACGUGAAGUAUAAGGCUCCUAAGUUUAAGAUGCCAAACUUCCGUUCUCCUGCUAAAAAAGUAGAUGGGAAUCUGGAAGUGACUACUCCAGAGUUAAAAGCAGAUCUGCAAUCCCCAGAUUUGAGUCUGUCGGCCCCAAAGGUUGAUGGAGAUCUCAAAGCACCAGAUCUCAAUGUGAAUUUGCCCAAAGCAGAAGUAAAAGGCCCAAACCUGAAGGCAGACAUCCCUGAUGUUGAUGUUGAAGCUCCCUCUGGAAAAUUAAAAGUACCUAAGCCCAAAUGGGGUAUCUCAAAGCCUAAGGUAAAGACUCCAAAUGUUGAUGCAAACAUCAAAACACCAGAUGCUGACCUCUCUGUACCAGAUCUCAAAGCUGAUGUCAAGUCCCCAGGUGUUAAUGGAGCUUUACCUGAUGCUAAGCUCAGCACUCCUGAUGUAGACAUUGACACACCAAAUCUUGAUGUCAAUGCUCCCUCUGGUAAAAUUAAAUGGCCCAAAUUCAAGAAACCAAAAGGAACACUGAAAGGACCAUCUGUGGACAUUGAUACAGACGUGAAAAGUCCAGAUUUGAAUCUAUCUGGCCCCAAAGUGGAUGCAGACAUCAGUGCACCAAAUGCUGAUGUGGAUGUACCAGCAGUAAACGUAGAUCUGAGUUUACCCAAGGCAGAGAUAGAAACUCCAGACGUUGAUCUGAAAGCUCCCAAAGUAAAUGUUAAUGCUCCAUCUGGGAAAACCAAGUUCCCAACUCUCAAGCUACCAAAGUUAAACUUACAUAAACCAAAGAUGGAAGGGCCAAGUCUUGAUGCAGACAUAAAGACACCGGAGUUAAAUGUCUCAACUCCUGAUGUAAAUGUGAACCUGCCCAAAGCUGAACUUGAUGUGUCAAACCUAGAUGCCAAGGCACCAGACGUCAAACUCUCUGCACCAAAAGUUGAAGGUGAUAUUACUGCACCAGACCUCGACAUCAAAGUUCCAGAUGCAGACCUGAAGGCCCCAUCUGGCAAAUUAAACCUGCCCAAACUAAAUAUCUUACGUCCAAAAGUGAAAGGGCCAGAUGUAAAUCUUGAUGGUAGUCUUAAUACCCCUGAUAUCGACGUCUCAGUCCCUGACGUCCCAAAACUUGAGGGAAAAGUCAACGCACCCACAGUGAAGUUACCCAAAGCAGAUCUCAAAGGACCUGAAUUAAAUGUCAAAACACCAGACCUAAACCUCUCAGCACCUAAAAUUGAAGGAGAUGUCAGCGCACCCACUGUAAAUGUAGAUCUCCCCAGUGCUGAUCUCAAAGCACCAGAUAUAACCCUUAAAACUCCAAAUGUUGAUACCCCAUCUGGAAAAGUAAAGAUACCUCAUUUUAAGAUGCCCAAAUUUGGUCUCUCUGGACAACAAGUGAAAGAACCAGAACUUGAUGCAAAUAUGCAAAUACCAGCUGUAGAUGUAAAAUUACCUAAGACAGAUCUCAAAGGGCCUGACUUUGACCUUAAAGCACCUGAACUCAAUGCCUCUAUACCAAAUGUGCAGGGUUCAAUUAAUGCUCCAGGUGUAGAUGUAAAUUUGCCCAAAGCUGACCUGAAAGCUCCUCGUCUUAACCUUGAUGCAAAAACACCAGAUCUCAACCUCUCUGCCCCAAAUGUAGACCUGAGCCUACCAGAGGCAGAUAUUAGGGGUCCUGAUGUAGAUCUAAAGGUCCCAGAUGUUGAUGUUAAUGCACCAUCUGGAAAAAUGAAGAUGCCACACUUGAAAAUACCCAAAUUUAAUCUCUCUACGCCAAAAGUCAAAGGCCCAAAGGUGGAUGCUGGUGCAGAUCUAAAGGCACCAGAUGUCAAAGGGCCUGAUCUUAACCUAAAAUCACCUGACCUGGAUCUCUCCGUUCCCAAAAUUGAGGGCUAUGUUGCUGCUCCAGCUGUAGAUUUAGAUAUACCCAAGGCUGAUCUGAAUGCUCCACAAUUUCACAUUGAUGCAAAGACACCAGAUCUCAAUCUGUCUGCCCCAAAUGUAGAUGUGAGCUUGCCAAAAGGAAACAUAGAGGGCCCUGAUGUAGAUCUAAAAGUCCCAGAUGCAGACAUUGAUGUUCCUUCUGGAAAAGCAAAGUUGCCACACUUCAAGAUGCCUAAAUUUGGCCUCUCUGGGCAAAAAGUUAAAGAGCCUAAACUGGAUUUCAAAGGAAAUGUGGAUGUUUCUGUCCCUAAGGUUGAGGGAGAAAUAAAUUCACCAGAUGUUGACCUAAGUCUACCCAAAGCUGAAGUUAAUGUCCCUGAUGUUGAUGUCAAGACUCCUGAAAUAGAAACUCCUAGAGGAAAGAUGAAACUCCUCACUUUGAAAAAACCCAAAUUUGGUGGAUCCACUCCAAAAGUGAAGGCACCUGUAGCUGAAAUCAACGCAGAUCUCAAAACUCCAGAUGUUAAUCUAUCAGCCCCAGCAAUAAAGGCAGAUGUUAAAGCUCCAGAUGUCGAUUUAAAUUUGCCUAAAGCUGGCCUCAAAGGUCCUGAGGUUGAUUUGAGCUCCCCAGAAGUUGAUGUAGAGGCUCCGAAAGGAAAGAUAAAAUUUCCAACACUUAAAAAAUUCCAGUUUUCUGGCCCAAAAGUGAAAUCUCCUGAUGUUAAAGUUGAUGCUGAUGUACAAGGACCUGAUGUGAGUAUGUCUGCCCCCAAAGUUGAGUCACCCAAGGCUGAUUUGAGUUUUCCCAAAGCCGAGGUUGACGUGGGAUCUCCAGAUGUCAAUGUUAAUGUUGAUACUCCCAAGAGUAAAUUCAAAUGGCCCUUCAGAAGAUCAAAGGAUGGAACAAAGGGUGCAAUUGCAGAUAUUCCAGAUGCACCAGAGGUUGAUGCUGGAGGGGUCAGUACAGAUGUUACCAUGGCACUUCCAAAAAAUGUACCAGUGUUCAAGACGCACAGACUGCCCAGCAGCAACAUCAACAACAUCGAAAAUAUCAUACAGAAAAUUUCUGGGGCUGUUGACUUGAGCAGCGAUCCCAUCAAGACACAGGCGGAGACCUCAGUUCCUAAGGCAGAAGUGAAAAUGACCCCUGCAUCUUCUGUUGACAAUGGAGAGACAAAAACAGUAGACAUCAAAGAAAGACUGAGAAUGUUUGCAGCACGCUCCUUCAGUGAUCUGACCGCUCCUUCAAUAGAUGCCUCAGACUCAACAGCAAGCCUUGAAGUCGGGGCAUCCUCAGGUCCAGAAAGUCCUACGAAAGUGAAAAGAGGAACGUUCAAAGUAGCGACUCCUGAAGCUGGCAAGAAUCAUCCAGUCAUCAACUCAACUACAGAAGAAGAUAAACUGUCUCUGAGUCUUAACAACAUGCUCGGUUUGCUCACCAAAUCUGACGAAGAUUAAGUUUACGUAACAACAGGAUACAAUUCCAAACCCAGUUUUUACUGUCUGGAAAGUCUAAACCUACAAAAAAGGGAUUAUUGACAUUGACGAUGAAAGUGUGAUGUAAUAUAAGACGAUGCUUCUGUUCAUGUCACACUGUCUACUUUUAUAGAAUUUGAUUCGAAAAAUUACCUAGAAAAAAUGAAAAUUAAACAAAAGUGUGAACGUUCUUGGGUGGAGUUCAAAGAAAUGGGAUAGAAUUCUGCAACGUGUAAUUAUUUUGUAAAAAGUCUGUAAAACAUUCUAUCAGGUUUGUGUCAAAGUUUAUGGCAAUCACAGCUUAAUAUUUUUACAUUACUAAUAUGAAGGAAAAGUUGUGCCUUUCAUUUUGAAUAUCUAUUUUGUCUGUACACAGUAAUCUAAUAUAUAACGUUUUUAUAAAUGUAUAUGUUCCUAUAUGUAUUCAUCAGUAUUGUUGCUAAUGGAAAACUAUAAUGCCCAAUUAAUUACACAAAAAAAGUCUCUGGUUCAAGUCUUUGACCAAAUAUUCUAUAACUGUAUAGAAUUUCCGUAAACACUGCUAUAUAUUUUUUCUAAUAAAUGUCAUUUUUAAUGCA